AAGAUGUCUGUUCCCGCGAGGAGCGGAGAAAUUAUCCACCUGAAUGUUGGUGGGAAAAGGUUCAGCACCUCCCGACAGACGCUCACCUGGGUUCCUGACUCCUUUUUCUCCAGUCUUCUGAGCGGUCGGAUCUCGACGCUGAAAGAUGAGACCGGCGCGAUCUUUAUCGACAGAGACCCCGCCCUCUUCGCUCCCAUCCUGAACUUCCUGCGGACCAAAGAGCUGUACCCCCGCACCAUCAACGUGCACAUGCUCAUGCACGAGGCAGAGUUCUACGGCAUCACGCCGCUGGUGCGUAAGCUGCAGCUGUGUGACGAGUUGGACCGGUCCUCCUGUGGAAAUGUUCUGUUCAACGGUUACCUGCCUCCUCCAGUGUACCCGGUGAAGCGUCGGAACCGUCACAGCUUGGCCGGGCCGCAGUUCAUGGCGGGGCGGGGCGUUCAGAUGGAGAGAGCGCCGGUCAGACGCAGCAACACCAUGCCGCCCAACCUGGGGACCUCAGGGUUUCUGGGUCGGACCGGUGCCGAGGAGAGGCCAUCUACGGGCGGGUCCUCGGAUCCGGGCCUGGUUCGGAUCAUCUGCGGGCAUCACAACUGGAUCGCCGUGGCGUACACUCAGUUUGUGGUCUGCUACAGGGUGAAGGAGUCCACCGGCUGGCAGCAGGUCUUCACGUCUCCUCGCCUUGACUGCACCAUCGACAGAGUCGCGCUCAACGCCAAAGUGAUGGGCGGCUCGCUGGGAGACAACGACAAGAUGGUGGCCGUCGCCUCGGUGACGGAGAUCAUCCUGUGGUCCAUCUGUCCGGAUGGCAACGGGACCGAGAUCGGCGUCUUCAGCCUGAACGUCCCAGCCGAGGCUCUCUUCUUCGUCGGUAACCAGCUGAUCGCCACCAGCCACACGGGGAAGGUCGGGGUUUGGAACGCCGUCACCAAACACUGGCAGAACCAGGAUGUGGUUCCCAUCAGCAGCUACGACACCGCCGGCUCCUUCCUCAUCCUGGGCUGCAACAACGGAUCGAUCUACUACAUAGAUGUCCAGAAGUUUCCUCUGAGGAUGAAGGACAACGAUCUGCUGGUGACUGAACUCUACAGAGAUCCAACUGAAGACGCCAUCACUGCUCUCAGCGUCUACCUGACCCCCAAAACCAGUGACAGUGGGAACUGGAUCGAGAUCGCAUAUGGGACCAGUUCUGGCACAGUUCGAGUCAUUGUUCAGCAUCCUGAGACGGUCGGUUCAGGACCCCAGCUCUUCCAGACAUUCUCAGUCCACCGGAGUCCCGUCACCAAGAUCAUGCUGUCUGAGAAACACCUGAUCUCAAUUUGUGCGGACAACAACCACGUCCGGACGUGGACGGUGACGCGCUUCAGGGGGAUGAUCUCCACCCAGCCAGGAUCUACGCCGCUCACCUCCUUCAAGAUCCUCAGUCUGGACGACAUCGAUGGUCAUGGAGGCUGCAGCGCUGGGACGGAGAUCGGUCCAUACGGGGAGAGAGACGACCAGCAGGUUUUCAUCCAGAGAGUCGUCCCGGAUACCGAUAAACUCUACGUCCGACUGUCGUCCAACGGGAAGAGGGUCUGUGAGGUGCGCUCGGUGGACGGGACCUCCAUCACGGCCUUCAUGGUUCACGAGUGCGAGGGUUCCAGCCGGAUUGGGUCGCGGCCCCGGCGGUACCUGUUCAGCGGUCACGGUAACGGCAGCAUCCAGAUGUGGGACCUGACCACCGCCAUGGAGAUCGCGGGGAAGGUGGACAUCAAAGCGCUGGGCGGACCAACGGAGGAGGAGCUACUGGAGCUGCUGGACCAGUGUGACCUGGCUCUGACCCGAACACCUGACAGCACCCCGAGAGCGUCCACCUGCAGCCUUCACUCUCAGCUCAGCGACGGGUCCCGGACCGAGCGCCCCCACUCAGCAGGAGCACGAGGAGCAGUCGGAGCAGUCGGAGCUUUGGGUUCUUCUGCUUCUCUCUGCGGCAGCCUACCUCGACAUGCUCCGCCCCCAGUGACGCUCGGCAAACCUGCCAGAGAACCUGCGCUCUCAGUUGGGCUGCAGAGUUUCUCUGGCUCCGCCCAUAACCAGAACGCCAGCCCCCGCCCACCCAGACAUCUUCUAGACCGGGAAGUGGGGCCUGUCCGCAGGGGGAGCUUCGUGGAGCGGUGUCAGGAGCUCGCCAAAGGGUCGGAGGUCACAUCGGGCUUUGGGUUUGGGGCCCCGCCAUGGUCAGAUGGCGUGAGGCGGAGCCUGGCGGUCUGCAGUGAGUUGGAUGCCCGGUUUGGCCUCAGGACCCCCACCAGCUUCACUGUGUCUCCUGGAGCUCGCCACUCGCCUGGAACGCCCCCGUAUCUGUCUUCAUCACAACUACCCUCCUCUUCAUUGCAACGCAGGGCGCCGCCCACCUCCUCAACAAGCUCCACCCCCACAGUAACAAGCCCCUCCCGCUCUCUGACGCCAGUGUCACCUCGCCGCGGCGCCACAACGUCUUCUUCUGAUUCUUCAGCAUCACCUGAGAGCCUGGCAGGUCCAGAUGGCGCCGCUGCCACCGCAUCGCCAUCCAGCCCCAAACCGCACAUGAACGAGACCAGCUUCUGAUUGGCUGAGAAAGACCAAACCCAUCAGAACCAAACCGGCCUCAGUUCUGUUGAAGUGGGUCACCAUGUUUUUUUUUUUUUCUUUUUCCACGUCGAUUCUUGAAGGUUUCACGAAGAAGAAAAAACGGCUAUGACCGACCGUCAGAACUCGUGAUC
Nematolebias whitei (Rio pearlfish) is the source of this 2741-nucleotide messenger RNA. It is a transcript of the gene shkbp1, whose product is annotated as SH3KBP1 binding protein 1. The transcript has 16 exons. Gene Ontology annotation, biological process: protein homooligomerization. Bases 4 to 2586 code for a protein of 860 amino acids. Gene Ontology annotation, molecular function: protein binding. The record is from RefSeq and is a predicted model, not a curated record. NCBI's taxonomy places the organism in Eukaryota, Metazoa, Chordata, Actinopteri, Cyprinodontiformes, Rivulidae.